Messenger RNA from Lytechinus pictus (painted urchin), 37772 nucleotides. RefSeq names its product tubulin epsilon chain-like. Bases 11 to 1231 code for a protein of 406 amino acids. Gene Ontology annotation, biological process: microtubule cytoskeleton organization; mitotic cell cycle. Gene Ontology annotation, molecular function: structural constituent of cytoskeleton; GTP binding. Lineage: Eukaryota; Metazoa; Echinodermata; Echinoidea; Temnopleuroida; Toxopneustidae. Gene Ontology annotation, cellular component: microtubule; cytoplasm. The transcript is spliced from 9 exons. The record is from RefSeq and is a predicted model, not a curated record.
GUUGAUCGACAUGGAGGAGGGUGUGGUCAAUGAGCUUUUGAAGGGCUCCCUCAGGGACGUCUUUGAUCACAGACAGCUGCUCACGGAUGUUUCCGGCUGUGGCAAUAAUUGGGCUGUGGGUCAUAAGUUGUAUGGUAGUCAGUACCAGGAGCAGCUAGAGGAGUGUAUCCGAACGGCAGCAGAAUGCUGUGACUGCCUUCAGUGUUUCUUCAUCAUGCAUUCUAUGGGAGGAGGUACUGGGUCUGGGGUUGGCACAGCAGUCCUCAGCCAACUCCAAGAUCUAUAUCCAGAUGUUUACAGGUUUGUUACUGCUGUGUAUCCAAGCAGCGAUGAUGAUGUUGUCACUUCCCCGUAUAACAGUGUACUGGCUAUGAGACAGCUCACGGAUUGCGCUGACUGUGUUAUGCCUAUAGAGAAUCAGGCUCUCUAUGACAUCUGCCAGAAGGUGUACCAGGCCCAACCCCAGGAACAAGGGGGUAAGCGCACCUACCCAGCUGGGUCAGGUCAGGUCAAAGGUCAAGGCAGCGUGGUGUCGGGGGCAGGAGGUGCCACCAAGGCUGGCCAGGAGAAGCCGUUCGAUCACAUGAACAAUAUUGUUGCUAACUUACUUCUGAAUCUCACCAGUUCUUCCAGAUUUGAAGGAUCUCUGAAUGUGGAUCUUAAUGAGAUCAGUACAAACUUGGUUCCCUUCCCACGCCUGCACUACCUGGUCACGAGCCAGACACCUCUCUAUACAUCAAAUAGCCUUAGGAUACCUGCAAGAAGAUUAGACCAGAUGUUUACUGAUGCAUUUAGCCGUGAGAAUCAACUGCUGAAAGCUGAUCCAAAGAACAGUAUGUACUUAGCAUGUGCCCUCAUGUGUCGCGGAAAUGUACAGGUUUCCGACAUACGCCGUAAUAUUGACAGGUUACGACCAUCGCUGAAUUUCAUUCACUGGAACACGGAUGGCUGGAAGACUGGUCUGUGUUCUGUGCCUCCCGUGGGUCACCCCUAUUCCCUUCUCACCAUGGCCAAUAACACUUGUCUCAAGACAAACUUCUCUGAUCUACGAGAUAGAUUCAGCAGACUCUACAAAAGGAAGGCACACAUACAUCACUACACUAGUGUAGAAGGUAUGGAUACAGGGGAAUUCAAGGAGAGUCUGGAGUCUCUGUCUUCCCUCAUUGAGGAGUACCAGAAGCUGGACACGGCAAAAGCCCAGCCAGUUCCUCGCCUCAACAUAGCUACUUGAGGGAAUCAAGUGCUAGGUUCCUUCAAGAAGAGUGCUACUAGCUGGAAGUGGCAACCCAGGUACCUCACCUCAAUCUAGCAACUUGAUAGAUUGAAGAGAAAGACAAUUUGCUGUAGGUGGUGCCUGCUUGGUUUCCUUGCCACAACAUAGCCCCCGGAGUGUCUUUGGUGCUACAUGUAGAUUCUUUCAAGAGGAGUGCUACUACCUGAAAGCAACUUGAGGGACUUGAGCGUUAGGUCUUCCUAGAGGAGUAUUCCUAGCUUGGAGUAUCAAACCCAGGUUCUUCACCUAGACUCUGAGAUUAAGAGCAUUUAGUGGCUGUUUGCAUCCCUCAAAUGCUUGGUUCUUCAAGUACCCUUGAGGUAGCUGUGCAGUUUCAUCGCUUCAGCAGGGGAUCCUGGUAAGCUUCAAGCAAAGUGGCGUCAAUUUCCUGUUGAAAUACAUCAAGCUUCAUGACUGAAGUUUCUUUUCACAUCGUAUCCUGACUGACUGACUGACCUGCAAAGUUUCCUGUCUGGUUCUGAUUUGGAGGAGGGUGCUGACAUGGAGAUACAUUUGUUUGUCUUCAUCAACAGAGGAGAAUAAAGUAAGGUUUGAAGUGUCAUAUGAAAACAUGUAGGUCAUCACUUAAGAGGCUUCAGAUCUGCAUGGUGCAUCAUAGAGCUGUUUGUAAGAUACGCACAACCCUGUGCAUAUGACUGAUGGUCUGAUCUUGGGUGUCCAAUUUUGAAUUUGAAUUUCUUGUUCACAGGCAUCUCUGAAUUCAUAAUUGAUAAUGUCUUAAAAUUUGAUUAAAUUGAAUUCACUCCCAUAUGUUCAAAUAGGGGAAUAUAUUGGGGGUAUUCAUGUAAUGCAAGAACAGGUCACCAGUAGUGUGUAAAGUAUUGAACUUCUGGGCCCUUUCUUAAAAAGAUUUACAAUUGAUCCAAUCAAACACAACUAUGGAAGGCCAGCAACGUCAACGUAAAAAAUACCGAAUGUUCAAAAUAUUUUCUGGAUAUGAUGUACAUUCAUACAUUCACUGUUUUCUUGACUAUUCAGAAUGCUUCUUUUUGGUUUCAAAGGACAUUGUGCAUAUUUCCUAAAGAAAAAAAUAUGACAAUGAUGGAUUUCCAGAAACUUUCGACUGAUCGGAUCAAUCUUAACUCUUUGUAUUAAAGACGGGGCCCUGGACAGCAUUAUGAAACACCAUUCCAUUGUCAAAAUAUGUCUGCUGGAAAUAGCACAAGUGAAGACUAUACCAAUGUCUCUUUCAACAAACAAUAUAGCAACCUCAUAAUGGCCUUUAACUCUUGUUGGUGGCUAUCAGAAACCAGGCCUGUGUUCAUAAAACUGCGUGCUGUAUAAAACACAUCCCCGCAUUGGUCAAAUCCUUCUCAGAGGAUGUGCAGUACUGCAUAUUGCGAGUUGAAAAUGGCCGCAAAGGCAUGGAGUAUGACUUUAAGUCACACUUAAUCUUUGUGAUACACCUCACAGGUGAGCAAGGAAAAAGCUGCUUCUUAACUGUUGCAUGACAGUUAGGCAACUUGUCAAAAAAUCUGUGCCAUGUCUUUAAGCAGGAUUCCUGCAGUGAGGGUGCUAUGCAUCUUUUUAUUACAGCUUUCCUGCAGUCCCCAUUGUUUUGUUGAUAAUGACCAUGAUGCAUUGUAAUGAAAAGCUUUUUGCGGGAUUACCGUCGGAAAGACAUGGCUUUAAAAUUUGACAAGGUGCCCAAGGUUAUUUCAAUAUAUAAAGUUAGGGAAUCAUGCAAAUUUGUUUUUCUAAUACUUGAGGCAUAACUCCUCAGGCAAGUUACCUGUCAACCCAUCAGUUUCAAUAAUUCAGUUAGAUUGCAAUAUAUUUUUUGUGACAUGUCAUUAUUUUUAUUUUGAGCUGUAGGUAAAACUGCAUUUCAUGUUAUUUUGAUCAUAAUGAGCAUGGUAGUUUGUUAUGAAGAAUCAUACUGGAUUUGUUUGUCUGACCAAGAUGACCCAAAUAGCAAUAUAGGUGUAUUCAGACUGAUUCUAAAACCAAGAAUUCCAGGUAUUCCUUGAUCAAGAAAUUUACCCUGACCUACUCCGAUCAGAAAAGACCAGGGGGCCGUUUCAUAAAGCUCUUUGUAAGUUAAGGGAUCGCAAACUUAUUAUUUUUUCCGUCCCGACGUGGCGGGUCGACGUAUUGCGGGCGGGACGUUUGAAGGAUGUAAUUUUUUCCUCUUAAAAAGUGUAAAGGAAAAAAAUAUACAUUUUCGCGGGCCGCCGCGGUUUGGACGAUCGCCAUCCCGCCGCGGGAGGGACGCUGCUUGGAUAUCAUACAGAGCUAGCACUCCGAAGAAUGUAUUUUUUUCGUGUUCAAAGCCGAUGACGAAGGAAAACAAAUAUCCACGUCCCACCCGCAAGUACGUGGGUCAUUCUGUUCACUACUAGAAUCUACAAUUAUUUUUUCUUGAAACUGUCCCAUCCAAACUUGUACAAUACACCAUUGCCACAGAAUGUCUAGCAAUAUAUUACCUUCAAUCUCGUCCCUUCGAUCUGCCUCACGGGACAUUAUUGCAGGUGCCAGGGAUAAUCCAUGCUUCUUUGCAAGGCGGCACAUUCUCUUUACUGCACUUUUCUUUAUUUUAAGUUCCUUUGCUGCCAUUUUGUCAUCCAGGUACCACUCUGCAAACUCUUGAAUGGCAUGGAGCCUAGCUCUUGAGGUUUAGGGGAGAUAUUUCUUCCUUAUUUCCAUGACGUAGCUGCAUUUAUAGGAAUAAUAUAGAAAACAGUCUCAAGAAUCAUGACAUGGUUUACAAUUUCCUACUUGAUCUUGAUUCAAAUGAAUGGACACACAGCAGUUAACACUUCCUGUGGCUUUUUCUUUAAUUUGAUAAAAAUAUCACAUUCUAGACUACCUGCUUGCUGAUGUAAUAAAAACUGUCAAAUUACCAGGGAUUGCCGGUAAACAACGUGGCAGGAAAUAUCGGGUGGUAAAUACUGGUAUUUACCGGCAAAUACCACCUUGCUAAUUUGGACAAAAAUGUUAAAUACUGGGAAAUACUCCAAAAAGAAUACUUUUUAUCUGUAAAUUGCAUAAAAAUGUACACAUAAUAGAGAAAAGGAGAAGAUUUGUAAGUUAAGAGCGACUUUAAGAAUGACUGGUAAACCUUUCUUAUGCGCUUAACCAUCGCCAAUGAAUAUACCAUUUUCCACAAGAAAGGAUCACCAGUCGUUCUUAAAGUUGCUCUUAACUUUAUACGAACAGCUUUAUGAAACACCCACCAGGGGCCCUAUUCAACAAAGAUGUCACUUUGCCAUUUUUGUAACUACCAUGGAAACCUUGAUUGCAGCUUGAUACUGUAUCCCUGUUACUGUGGUAGUUGAUAUAAUGGCAAAGAUAUGAGUUGCAAGACUUUAUGAAUAGGGGAAAAUACCUGCUAGGUAGUAGGUACUUGUCAAAAUCAGUGUAAUUUUCAUUGGGAUUUUAGGAUUUUCCCAUAAUACAAUCCAAGCACUCCAAGGUACCGCAGUAUCAGGAACAAACAGAUGACAAUUUUAGAGGCAAUAUUAGAAACUUUGUCAAUGAAAUCCUUAAGACACCUGUGCCUUUUCAAGUUUGCUGUCAGAUUGACAUUAAAGAGACAAUCAGGCAGAAUUGAUUUGUUUAACGUGAUCAUCCCAUGUAUCACUGUGUACCAUCAUGCCAUCACGAUAGCAUCGCAUCCCAUCAGGUUGUUAGUAACUGAGUUGUUGAUCCUCUAGAAUGUAGCAGACCCACUUUUCGUCCCAAACGGGUUUACUUUAUUCUCAUACAAUUCGCCAGGUGUAAUGAGAAUAUAUGUCGGUACAAAAUCUCUUGUACCUAAACUCAAAAACUUCAAACUUAUUAUUAUUUUUUUUUAAACCUCUUAAUAACAUUCUUCUUUAAACUGUAUUUUUACUCUCACAUAGUUUUUGCCAAACAGUUUUUUUUUCCGAUUUGAGGUAUCUCAUUUCAUUAUUAUUCAUUUUAACUGGUACAUGUACAACCAUAACAUAUCUCACAUUUACAACAAUGUACAAUUGUAUUCAACUUACAUUUGCCACAAUACCUCUGACAGAAUCUCGUCCAUCUUGUGGAAAGUUUUGCACCUCAGCCACUGACAGAAUAUGUGUUGGCACAAUAUAUUCAGACACAACCUCUGCUGGAUGGCGUCUACUGCUGUGGAUGGUGUACAUGCACCAGCAAGUUGCUGCACGGGAGAGAUUGAAGCUUCAUGCGUACGUGCAUAGUUCAGGCACUGUUGCAUUGUCAGCUGGUGCGUGUUAGCGAUAAAUUGUUCUAUAACUCUGUCUGAGAAUUCCCUAUCGUCUCGAAACUGACAUGUCUGUGCGUGCACCUUGAGCUGUGACUUAAAACCAUCAGCCGUUCCUGUCUCCUGGUGAUAUUUGUUGAGGUAUAGUCUGGCAACCCCAAAAUUUGAAUUUGGUUUGAAUAAGCUCUCAAAUUUGUCCCAAACAGCUGCGCUUUUCUUUUCUGCAGGCAACAGCCCCCAAGAGUUGUACAUCCGAAGACCUUGUGUUCCCAUGAAGAGAAGGAUAUGGUCAACCAUCUUCUCCUCUCAAACAUUCUCAACGGGAAAGUAUAGCUCACAUUGUUGUUUGAAAAUCUGUAUGGCCCCUUGGAGAUCAUCGUCAUCCCAUGACAUUCUUGACACAAUGGAUUUAGUCAAUUUGCCCCCGCCCCCCUCCCACCCACAAAAUUUAUGUGCAUGUUUAUGAAUUCUUUUUCACAAAAAUUUAUUACGUUGUGUUUUAAGCCUUUAUUGCACUUCAUGGCUACCGUUCCCUAUUACUUGCAGUGUGUACUUGGUGGAAUCUCAAGAGGAAGUCAUGAUCUUUGGAUUGCAAAGGUCUGCACUUUCUUUAGAGAUUACCAAAGAAAUAUAAUCCAGCUAUUUCUUUUUUCCGACCUUAAAAUUGAUGUGCAUGCUUAUAAUUUAUUUUCACAGAACCUUUUUACAUUGUGAUAUAUAAGCCUUAAUUGCACUUAAUGGCCUCUGUUCCAUUAUAUGCAGUGCACACUUGCUUGAAUCUAGACAGGAAGUCAUGGUCUUCGUUUUCUCAGCAUCUUUUUUUUGUGUGGCUUUCUUCAUUCUCACUUCAUUCAUUCGUUCUAGCUUCUCUCACUCUCAUCUCGUGAUCUAUUUUUUUCUUUUGGAGCUCUUGUUGCCGUCUUUGUCUCUGUUCCUUUUGCAUUUCCUUCUGUUUUUCCUUUUCCAUCCUCUUUUGAUCAAGCUCCUCCUUUCUCUGUUUUUUUUCCUGUCCCCUUCCUUCUCAAAUUUUAUGAAAGCUUCAACCGAAAUUGGUAAUUUCUACUUCCUCCUAAUUUUGUUAUAAACCUUGAUUUGGGGGCAAACGAGGCAUUCUUCAAGAGAUGGAGAGAUGAAUGCCUCGUUUAGAGGUCUCUUAUGCCAUGGAUCUUUGUAGGAUCCAUGGCAUUGUCUUCUCCAUGUCCAAGAUGAGCAGAAGGUGAUGAUGGAAUGUCAUCUUCUGGUUCAUCUGGUUGAGGUGACCUCACGACAUCACUCUCCGGAAUGAACGCGUCAUUCGUGGGUGGAGUAAUCCCUUCUUGAGGGGUACUAUUAGUAUCGAUGAAGUGGUAUAAUUCUGCUGUUGUAAGUAAGGCAGAAUUAUACCACUUUGUGAACAGGAAAAUCCCUGCUGCUCUAAAUCCCGGCGCAGCAAUGCUUGGCUUUCGGAGAAUUUCUAGCUAAAUGUCAGCGAAAACUCUCCAAAAAUGUUGUUUUCGUGACGUAAUCGCUAGGGUUGCAAAAACGGAACAGCUGCUCGGCCCUGUUCCAGGAUGACUUCAGGGGUCUUAAGAUCGACACAUCACAUGGUUAGAGUAUAUGCAUUGCAUUUGGAGGGAAUCUAUAUAGGAGAAUACAAGCAAGAGUGCAGGAGGGGCACUUUCUUUUGAGCCAAAGUUGGCUGAAAUAAGUUAGCAAUAUAGCCAUAAAAGGCCUUGCUGUCCAUCCAGCUAUUUUUGGUUUGAGCAAAUAAGAGCCCCUUGGCGCACCUUGGUAAGCUGCUCCGUCAUGCCUCCCUUGCAUUAACAACACUAUCAUUGGCGGUAAGAAGCUGCCCUCCGUGCAUGCAUUUACCAAAACUGUCCUUUUGUCUAAUUCUUGAAUUGUUGAACUACCUUUUCCCUCUUUAGUGCCAGCACAUGAUCGUCCAAAUGCCCUCAUAGUGGAAACCCUUACUUGUCUGCAUUGAAAAUCCUUCCAGGUUCUUGUAGAAUGCUCUGGGCAUUGUUUUCAUUGAGGAAUUCCUUGAGGUCUUCAAACCAUCUGUGAAUUAAUGGGGGGAGUAACAUAUUUCAUUGUGACAAUAUGUUUUGAAAUUGUUUUAAAAAUCUGUAUGGCCCCUGGGAGAUCAUUGUCAUCCUAUGACAUCCUUGGCACGAUGGAUUCAGUCAUUUUGCCCACACCCCCCUGAACCACAAAAUCUAAGUGCAUGCUUAUGAAUUCUUUUUACAAUUUCUUUUUAACAUUGUGUUUUAAGCCUUAAUUGCACUUCAUGGCUUCUGUUCCAUUAUACAUGCAGUGCACACUCGCUGGAAUCUAGAAAGGGAGUCAUGGUCUUUGUUUUCUCUGCUUCUUUUUGUUUUUUCCUGUGUAGCUUUCUUCAUUCUCACUUCAUUCAUUCGUUCAGCUUCUCUUUCACUCUCAUCUCGUGAUCUAUUUUUUUUUCUUUUGGAGCUCUUGUUGCCGUCUUUGUCUCUGUUCCUUUUGCAUUUCCUUCUGUUUUUCCUUUUCCAUCCUCUUUUGAUCACGCUCCUCCUUUCUCUGUUUUUUUUUCCUUUCCCCUUUGGUAAUUUCUGCUUCCUCCUCCUUUGGUUAUAAACCUUGAUUUCGGGGUAAACGAGGCAUUCUUCAAAGAUGGAGAGAUGAAUGCCUCGUUUAGAGGUCUCCCAUGACAUGGAGUGAUGCCAUGGAUAUCUGUAGGAUCCAUGGCAUUGUCUUCUCCAUGUCCAAGAUGAGCAGAAGGUGAUGAUGGAAUGUCAUCAUCUGGUUCAUCUGGUUGAGGUGACCUCACGACAUCACUCUCCGGAAUGAACGCGUCAUUCGUGGGUGGAGUAAUCCCUUCUUGAGGUGUACUAUUAGUAUCGACGCAGUGGUAUAAUUCUGCUGUUGUAAGUAAGGCAGAAUUAUACCACUUCGUGAACAGGAAAAUCCCUGCUGCUCUAAAUCCCGACGCAGCAAUGCUUGGCUUUCGGAGAAUUUCUAGCCAAGUGUCAGCGAAAACUCUCGAAAAUGUUGUUUUCGUGACGUAAUCGCUAGGGUUGCAAAAACGGAACAGCUGCUCGGCCCUGUUCCAGGAUGACUUCAGGGGUCUUAAGACCAAAACAUCACAUGGUUAGAGUAUAUGCGUUGCAUUGGGAGGGAAUCUAUAUAGGAGAAUACCAUUCCCUUCACAUCGCCACCUCCAACGUCUGAUAAGCGUUGAGACCAUCCACAAGCAAGAGUGCAGGGAGGGGCACUUUCUUUUGAGCCAAAGUUGGCUGGAAUAAGAUAGCAAUAUAGCCAUAAAAGGCCUUGCUGUCCAUCCAGCUAUUUUUGGUUCGAGCAAAUAAGAGCCCCUUGGCGCACCUUGGUAAGCUGCUCCGUCAUGCCUCCCUUGCAUUAACAACGCUAUCAUUGGCGGUUAGAAGCAGUCCUCCGCGCAUGCAUUUACCAAAACUGUCCUUUUGUCUAAUUCUUGAAUUGUUGAACUACCUUUUCCCUCUUUAGUGCCAGCACAUGAUUGUCCAAAUGCCCUCAUAGUGGAAACCCUUACUUGUCUGCAUUGAAAAUCCUUCCAGUUACUUGUAGAAUGAUCUGGGCAUUGUUUUCAUUGAGGAAUUCCUUGAGGUCUUCAAACCAUCUGUGAAUUAAUGGGGGGGAAUAACAUAUUUUAUUGUGACAAUAUGUUUUGAAAUUGUUUGAAAAUCUGUAUGGCCCCUCUGAGAUCAUCGUUGUCCCAUGACAUCCUUGGCAUGAUGGAUUCAGUCAUUUUGCCCCCGCCCCCAUCCCAACCACAAAAUUUAUGUGCAUGUUUAUGAAUUCUUUUUCACAAAAAAAUUUACAUCAUGGUUUAAGCCUUUAUUGCACUUCAUGGCUUCUACAAAAAAAAAUUACAUCAUGGUUUAAGCCUUUAUUGCACUUCAUGGCUUCUGUUCCGUUUCUUAUUUGCAGUGCGUACUUGAUGGAAUCUCAAGAGGAAGUAAUGGUCUUUGGAUUGCAAAAGUCUGCACUUUCCUUAGAGAUUACCAAAGAAAUAUACUCCAGCUAUUUCUUUCUUAUGACUACAAAAUUGAUGUGCAUGCUUAUAAUUUAUUUUCACAGACCUUUGUACAUUGCAUUAUAAACCUUAAUUGCACUUCAUGGCUUCUGUUCCAUUAUACAUGCAGUGCACUUUUGCUGGAAUCUAGAAAGGAAGUCAUGGUCUUCGUUUUCUCUGCAUCUUUCUUCUUUUUCUCGUGUGACUUUUUUCAUUCUCCAUUCAUUCGUUCCAGCUUCUCUUUCACUCUCAUCUCGCGAUCUAUUUUUUCUUGUUGCCGUCUUUGUCUCUGUGCAGUUUGCAUUUUCUGCUGUAUUUCCUUUUCCAACCUCUUUUGAUCACGCUCCUCCUUCCUCUGUUUUUUUUUCCUUUCCUCUUUCUUCUCUUCCUGAUAUAUCAUGAAGGCUUCAACCGAAAUUGGUAAUUUCUGCUUUCUCCUCCUUUGGUUAUAAACCUUGAUUUCGGAGUAAACAAGGCAUUUUUCAAGAGAUGGAGAGAUGAAUGCCUCGUUUAGAGGUCUCUUAUGACAUGGAGUGAUGCCAUGGAUCUCUGUAGGAUCCAUGGCAUUGUCUUCUCCAUGUCUAAGAUGAGCAGAAGGUGAUGAUGGAAUGUCAUCUUCUGGCUCAUCUGGUUGAGGUACAUGCCUCACGACAUCACUCUCCGGAAUGAACGCGUCAUUCGAGGGUGGAGUAAUCCCUUCUUCAGGGGUACUAUUCGUAUCGACGAAGUGGUAUAAUUCUGCUGUUGUAAGUAAGGCAGAAUUAUACCACUUUGUGAACAGGAAAAUCCCUGCUGCUCUAAAUCCCGACGCACCAAUGCUUGGCUUUCGGAGAAUUUCUAGCCAAGUGUCAGCGAAAACUCUCGAAAAUGUUGUUUUCGUGACGUAAGCGCUAGGGUUGCAAAAACGGAACAGCUGCUCGGCCUUGUUCCAGGAUGACUUCAGGGGUCUUAAGACCGACACAUCACAUGGUUAGAGUAUAUGCGUUGCAUUGGGAGGGAAUCAAUAUAGGAGAAUACCAUUCCCUUCACAUCGCUACCUCCAACGUCUGAUGUGCGUUGAGACCAUCCACAAGCAAGAGUACAGGGAGGGGCACUUUCUUUUGAGCCAAAGUUGGCUGGAAUAAGUUAGCAAUAUAGCCAUAAAAGGCCUUGCUGUCCAUCCAGCUAUUUUUGGUUUGAGCAAAUAAGAGCCCCUUGGCGCACCUUGGUAAGCUGCUCCGUCAUGCUUCCCUGUCAUUAACAACUCUAUCAUUGGCGGUAAGAAGCUGCCCUCCGCGCAUGCAUUUACCAAAACUGUCCUUUUGUCUAAUUCUUGAAUUGUUGAACUACCUUUUCCCGCUUUAGUGCCAGCACAUGAUCGUCCAAAUGCCCUCAUAGUGUAAACCCUUACUUGUCUGCAUUGAAAAUCCUUCCAGGUUCUUGUAGAAUGCUCUGGGCAUUGUUUUCAUUGAGGAAUUCCUUGAGGUCUUCAAACCAUCUGUGAAUUAAUGGGGGAGUAACAUAUUUUAUUGUGACAAUAUGUUUUGAAAUUGUUUGAAAAUGUGUGUGGCCCCUUGGAGAUCAUUGUCAUCCUAUGACAUCCUUGGCACGAUGGAUUCAGUCAUUUUGCCCACACCCCCCUGAACCACAAAAUCUAAGUGCAUGCUUAUGAAUUCUUUUUACAAUUUCUUUUUUACAUUGUGUUUUAAGCCUUAAUUGCACUUCAUGGCCUCUGUUCCAUUAUACAUGCAGUGCACUUUUGCUGGAAUCUAAAAAGGGAGUCAUGGUCUUUGUUUUCUCUGCUUCUUUUUGUUUUUUCCUGUGUAGCUUUCUUCAUUCUCACUUCAUUCAUUCGUUCAGCUUCUCUUUCACUCUCAUCUCGUGAUCUAUAUUUUUCUUUUGGAGCUCUUGUUGCCGUCUUUGUCUCUGUUCCUUUUGCAUUUCCUUCUGUUUUUCCUUUUCCAUCCUCUUUUGAUCACGCUCCUCCUUUCUCUGUUUUUUUCCUUUCCCCUUCCUUUCUCAAAUUUUAUGAAAGCUUCAACCGAAAUUGGUAAUUUCUGCUUCCUCCUCCUUUGGUUAUAAACCUUGAUUUGGAGUAAACAAGGCAUUUUUCAAGAGAUGGAGAGAUGAAUGCCUCGUUUAGAGGUCUCCCAUGACAUGGAGUGAUGCCAUGGAUCUCUGUAGGAUCCAUGGCAUUGUCUUCUCCAUGUCUAAUGGGGUGUUGCAAGAAACUUGCGAUUGAACGCAAAUCGAACGCAACACCCAAAAUUGAGCGUAAGUCCUCCGAUUAAACGCAAAUCUGCAAUUGAACGCAAGUUACGUUCAAUCCUGUUGCAAGAACAAGUUGCGUUUGAUCAAUUGAACGUAGAUCAAGCGCAAGCUUUGCAAUUGAUUGCAAAUCGAACGUAACUUAUGUGAGAUUUUGGAGGAUGCGCAAAAUUUGCGUUCGAUUUACGUUCAAUUGAUUGUCCAUAGGCUUGUGUACUAAAAAUUCUGCAAAAAAAAUUUUUUUUGUAUUUUGUUUUGAAAACUUGUGUAAAUUAUGCCAUUUUCAAUUUUCCAUGGGUUUUUUCAAGAAAAACUUGAAAUAAUGUUAUUUUCAAUCUUUAUAGGCCUCUUCAGCAAUUAUGCCAUUAUUUUCACACAAUUUCACUACAUUCUCUCCUAAUAUCAUUUUAAAGUGUGUCAAUCACCAAAAAUAUUCUGCUCUUGUUAUCAGAGGUCAUGGAAUAUUCAAAUUGUGACUUCUGAAAUAAUUUGUAUGAAAAAAUAUUGAAGAAAUAAUAACUCUACAUAGGCACAAAAAAGCCACUCUUCAUUAAAACACUUCAUGCACUGGCAAAUGCUUAUCAAUAUUUCUGAGUGUUUGCAGUAAAUACAACUCAGAAUUUGUUUUGCAAUAGCACCAAAUUGCUUCAAUGCUUUCAUUCAUAAAUAUCAUAAUGAAUAACAUGCCCAAUUAAGUUAUUUUAGUUUGAUUUUCAAAUAAAACAUACAUUUCAGGAGAUUGCUACACUUCAAAAUCUGAAGCUCUCUUGUUUCUCUCUCUUUAAUCAUGAGAUUGCAUGGUAGAUAUAUAUCACACUUGCAUACAGGGAUGAGGUCGAGGCUGAUUCUUCCGAGUCAUGAGGCAGCUUGAGAGAACUUCCCAUAGAUUCUGUACAGUGACUCGGACCAAGGCCAGCAAAAUGUUGUCUCAAGGUCAGCAUUGACUACAUCCCUGCUUGGAAAUGAAAAGAUCCAUUGAUCUGUGCACAAAAAGAACACUGCUCAAGACAUUCAUUAUUGAUGGACCUUUUAUUUUUAAUUUUAAUUGUUUCUUACUCCUGAGGAAUUACUUCUGAGAUUCAUUUAUAUCAAAUAAAAAUUGAUAUCAUAUCAUCUUCAUCAAGUGUUUUACCACUGAAUGUCAGCCCACAGUCCUUAAUGUUGGCAAGAAGAAUCCAUAGAAGUCCAGUCAGGAAAGCCACAAACGUCUCUGCUUGAAGGAACAAAUCUGGUUUCCAGAAGCAGUCUAAUUUGAGAUGAAAUUGGAGAGCUCCAUGGAGUGAAGUUUUUAAACCAGCAACACCCUCAUUCUGAAGUCCACUCUAAUAAGAUGUUACUACAGACAGGAGCAGCUCUGAAUUCAGUUCUGAUAAUCAACCUGUUCGUAAAAAAAUAAUAAUAUAGGAAAUAAUGCAAGCCCAUAACCAUACAUAGCUUGGGUUAGUUCAAAUUUUGUCCUUUCAGUGCAAGAACGCCCUUAGCAAAACAUUUUUGUGCACCCCAUCAGUGCAGAAAUGCCCCUAUGCCUGCUGGUAAGGGCGUUGUUUGCACCGACAAGAUGAUAUGAUAGAGGGAUAGUGGCUUACUCCUGAGACCAUAAUAAUUGGCAAUUUGCCAUGAUGUAAUCUAAAAAAGUGUGAAAACUGAUUGUUUUUCCCCAAAUAAAUGAAUCAUGGAAAUUAAAAUAUGCAAUAAAUUAAAUCAAUGAAAGCAAAAUACACACUUUCAUACAGUACACCUUGGAUGAGCACAACCACCCCCUCCCCUCCCCCUCCUCCCCAUCAAUGGGAUGUCUUCAUUGCUGAGAAGUCCAGUCAAGAUAGAGAUUUGUGUUAGCCUUUUUCAUUUUGCAUCAUCCUUGGGUCAAUGUGUACAGAUUUCACCCGCAUCAUGGUGAAUUAUUAAUAAUAAUACAGUUUACAUGUAACCUACCAUUCAAGAGUUGAUAAAAUGAAUCAAUCAGCUGGUUGCAAGAACACACAUUGUAGCAGACACAGUUAUGGUGGUUCUGAGGUUCCAGACUUCUUUGUCAUAACUGUAGUAAGCAAUUAAAAGCAAAAAGCAAAGAGAUAAAACAUAUUCAUGAAAUUAAUAUACAAGUUAAGCUCAGUUGCCAGUGUGUUAAUCAUUAUAGUAGUCCAAGGGUGUUUUGAUUAAAGUCACUUCUGGCCUGGGGAGCACUAUGGUUCCUCAGCCAUGGGCGGCGCAAUUAAAAAAAUUAUGAAAUCAUACCUUUUGCUUUAAUUUACUAAAAAAAGCUCCUAAUAGAAUGCCAAACUUUGGUGUACAUAUUCCUUUCUAGAGCAAUCCUAACAACUUUACUUUAACAAAUCUGGUAUCAAAAUAAAUUCCUUUCAAUUCAUGUUUUUUUUAAAAUAUUUUUUCUUAACUUCUUAAUUUUUUUUGUUGUUGUUAUUUUCAAGACAAAGUUCAUCAGUGACAUUAAAUUACUAUUGUCAAUAAAAAACAAAUUACCCAGUUAUGAAUAUUGACUUUUUACAUGUGAUCAUGUUUUUGUCUGACAUGUACUUAAACAAACAUAAUGUUGCAAAAUUUCCUGACCCUGUACCUGGGAAUGGCAAAUUUAGUACCAAAAGUUGUGUGAGACUUGAAAGUAAAACGUCAGUCAGCGGUGCGGUAAUAAAAUUUUGAGUGGCAGAUUUAUUCUGAAAAAUGUCAAGGGGGACCAUAUGCCCCCCCCCCCGAGUAUUGUGCUUGAUGUAAAAGGAUGUUAAAAAAAAUCAUGAUUAUGCAUUCAAUAUUAAUACUGAUGCACCAUAUGAGACACCCUUUAACUGAAAGCACCUGGAAAAGCAUUGUAAUCAUCCAUUAAACAAUUUAAAGUGAAAAAAAAGUCUGUCAUCUAUUUAGCACCUCAUGUGCUUGCAUAAAAAUCAAGAGUCAGCUACAUAGUAGCCCGGGGGGGGGGGGGGGUACUCACGAGAUAAGGCAUAUGGGGAUAUGCCGCAGGAAUGGGUCGCCUUUUUUGAAGAAAUCCCUAAACAUGGCGUAUGGUUUUAUGCUGGAAAAUCCCUAAGCAUUGCCCAAUUUUUAGAUAAUGUCCUUAAACAUGGGUCCAUAUUCUACUCCAAUGUCUUAGGUGCAAAUACAAAAUGACCUUACAUUUUGGGUGAUAACCUUUUUUUUCUUUUUUUUUUGCUUGUCAAGUUUUUCCAGGCGAAAAUGUGCCCCCCCCCCUUUUGGAAAUCCUGGAUCUGCCCCUGUAAUGAAUCCCUAAUAAUGGGUACCUUUUUAGCCAAAAUGACCUGUAAAUAUGGGUACGGGUUUCAAACUUUCAGCCACACACCUUUGUCCAAACCAAAUCUAAGUACCUUCCCCCCGGCAUAGUAGACCUACAUAUUGAAUCUAAAAAAAAGAUUUAUUUAGGCUUACAUGUAUAUCUUUUUAUAUUUAUAUGUGAUGGAUAUUAAAAAUGUGACUCAUACGGCACAUCAUUACAAAUCAACGACACAAAUAGACUGUCCUUGCAAAGAACCUCUUGUGCAAUCUGCCCGUAAGAAAUUUUAAAAAGAGCCCCGGGCGGGCAACUCCCUGUUCAAUGUUAAAACUUCCCCAAGAAUGUGGCAGAUGUGGCCAAUAGGUUUAAUAAAUAAUAGCCCAAUAACAUCUUUAAAAAUAAUUAAUAAAAUACAUGUAGACCCCCUUUACCUUUGUUGUUGUUUUUUUUGGCCUGGCGAAAAAUGUGGAGAACCCCCCCCCCUCCAAAAAAUAAAAAAUAAAUGAAUAAAUAAAUAAAAUAAUAAUAUUAAAUAAAUCUUAAAAAUUCCUCCAAAGUCAAGAGCAAAAUUUUCAUUCUAUCCCAGGCCAGGCAAAGGAAAGUCAUAAAAAGGGAGGUUAGACAGACUCUUAAAAAAGAGAGACUAAUGGAGAGGAUCUAAUAAUGGAAGUCUUUGAUUUAAAGCCUAACGUUAGAUUAAAAAUCCUUUAGCCUUUAGGCCUAGGCUAGUUAAAAACAAAAAAUUGCUUUCUGUCGAGUGUUUCUCAAAAGUUGACUGCAUUGAAUCCAUUUACUGGAUGGUUAUUCGCCGUUGAAACUGAUAUAACUUAAAAAUCAUUUCAAAUAUGAACAAUAAUAAUCUUUUAAGGUCAUUUUCGAUGUUUCAUACAUAAUUAGAGCCUACAAAUUUACUUGCUUCAGGGUGAUUUUUAACAGCACUGCACCGGGAAUGUCCUGCCGUGUUGUUGGUACAACAGUGCAUUAGCGACACAAAAAGUCAAGUGUGGGACUGGGUUUAAACUGUGUGGUAAAAAAAAAUUUGAAGGUGAAAUUUCGACUGGCGAUAAAGAUACAUUUUCACAUUUUACAAAAUAAUUUUUUCACUGGCAUAGGUCUAAAAUAUAUAAAUUCUCUGAAAACAUACAUACUGGAGAAGGAAAGCUGUGAAAAAUGAAUAUUUUCUACUUACUCUCUUCCACAAUCACGAUUAUUGCAAGGAUUAUUUUGCUUCAUCAGCUAGUCUUGUGCUGCAGACCCUGUUUACAGCUGCAGAUCGUAUGCAAAUCAGCUGCAACUUGCGUUCAAUCGCAAGCCUUUUUCUUGCAACGCAAAUUGGCGAUUGAUUGCUACUGUAGUUGCAGUCGAUCGGAAUCGGCUGCAAAGUUGCAGUCGAUUUGCAAUCAAUUGCAACGUAACUUUCUUGCAACACCCCAUAAGAUGAGCAGAAGGUGAUGAUGGAAUGUCAUCUUCUGGCUCAUCUGGUUGAGGUAACCUCACGACAUCACUCUCCGGAAUGAUCGCGUCAUUCGUGGGUGGAGUAGUCCCUUCUUGAGGGGUACUAUUAGUAUCGACGAAGUGGUAUAAUUCUGCUGUUGUAAGUAAGGCAGAAUUAUACCACUUUGUGAACAGGAAAAUCCCUGCUGCUCUAAAUCCCGACGCAGCAAUGCUUGGCUUUUGGAGAAUUUCUAGCCAAGUGUCAGCGAAAACUCUCGAAAAUGUUGUUUUCGUGACGUAAUCGCUAGGGUUGCAAAAACGGAACAGCUGCUCGGCCCUGUUCCAGGAUGACUUCAGGGGUCUUAAGACCGACACAUCACAUGGUUAGAGUACGCGUUGCAUUGGGAGGGAAUCUAUAUUGGAGAAUACCAUUCCCUUCACAUUGCUACCUCCAAGGUCUGAUGUGCGUUGAGACCAUCCACAAGCAAGAGUGCAGGGAGGGACACUUUCUUUUGAGCCAAAGAUGGAUGGAAUAAGUUAGCAAUACAGCCAUAAAAGGCCUUGCUGUCCAUCCAGCUAUUUUUGGUUUGAGCAAAUAAGAGCCCCUUGGCGCACCUUGGUAAGCUGCUCCGUCAUGCCUCCCUGGCAUUAACAACACUAUCAUUGGCGGUUAGAAGCUGCCCUCCGCACAUGCAUUUACCAAAAAAUUUUCUCCAGUGCCAGCACAUGAUCGUCCAAACGCCCUCCUAGUGGAAACCCUUACUUGUCUGCAUUGAAAAUCCUUCCAGUUUCUUGUAGAAUGCUCUUGGCAUUGUUUUCAUUGAGGAAUCCCUUGAGGUCUUCAAACCGUAUGUGAAUUAAUGGGGGGAAUAACAUAUUUCAUUGUGACAAUAUGUUUUGAAAUUGUUGUUUGAAAAUCUGUAUGGCCCCUCUGAGAUCAUCGUUGUCCCAUGACAUCCUUGGCAUGAUGGAUACAGUCAUUUUGCCCCCGCCCCCGUCCCAACCACAAAAUUUGUGUGCAUGCUUAUGAAUUCUUUUUCACAAAAAAAAAUUUACAUCAUGGUUUAAGCCUUUAUUGCACUUCAUGGCUUCUGUUCCGUUUCUUAUUUGCAGUGCGUACUUGAUGGAAUCUCAAGAGGAAGUAAUGGUCUUUGGAUUGCAAAUGUCUGCACUUUCCUUAGAGAUUACCAAAGAAAUAUACUACAGCUAUUUCUUUCUUAUGACUACAAAAUUUAUGUGCAUGCUUAUAAUGUAUUUUCACAGACCUUUUUACAUUGUGUUAUAAGCCUUAAUUGCAUUUCAUGGCUUCUGUUCCAUUAUACAUGCAGUGCACUUUUGCUGGAAUCUAGAAAGGAAGUCAUGGUCUUCUUUUUCUCGUGUGACUUUUUUCAUUCUCACUUCAUUCAUUCGUUCCAGCUUCUCUUUCACUCUCAUCUCGCGAUCUAUUUUUUCUUGUUGCCGUCUUUGUCUCUGUGCAGUUUGCAUUUCCUGCUGUAUUUCCUUUUCCAUCCACUUUUGAUCACGCUCCUCCUUUCUCUGUUUUUUUUUUCCUUUCCUCUUCCUUCUCCUCCUGAUAUUUCAUGAAGGCUUCAACCGAAAUUGGCAAUUUCUGCUUUCUCCUCCUUUGCUUAUAAAAAUUUUUGGAGUAAACAAGGCAUUUUUCAAGAGAUGGAGAGAUGAAUGCCUCGUUUAGAGGUCUCUUAUGACAUGGAGUGAUGCCAUGGAUCUCUGUAGGAUCCAUGGCAUUGUCUUCUCCAUGUCUAAGAUGAGCAGAAGGUGAUGAUGGAAUGUCAUCUUCUGGCUCAACUGGUUGAGGUGACCUCAGGACAUCACUCUCCGGAAUGAACGCGUCAUUCGUGGGUGGAGUAAUCCCUUCUUGAGGGGUACUAUUAGUAACGACGAAGUGGUAUAAUGCUGCUGUUGUAAGUAAGGCAGAAUUAUACUGCUUCGUGAACAGGAAAAUUCCUGCUGCUCUAAAUCCCAACGCAGCAAUGCUUGGCUUUUGCAGAAUUUCUAGCCAAGUGUCAGCGAAAACUCUUGAAAUUUUUUUUUGUUUUCGUGAAGUAAUCACUAGGGUUGCGAAAACGGUACAGCUGCUCGGCCCUGUUCCAGGAUGACUUCAGUGAUCUAAAGACCGACACAUCACACGGUUAGAGUACAUGCAUUGCAUAGGGAGGUAAUCAAUAUAGGAGAAUACCAUUCCCUUCACAUCGCUACCUCCAACAUUUGAUGUGCGGAGAGACCAUCCACAAGCAAGAGUGCAGGAAGGGGCGCUUUCUUUUGAGCCAAAGUUGGCUGGAAUAAGUUAGCAUUAUAGCAAUAAAAGGCCUUGCUGUCCAUCCAGCUAUUUUUGUUUUGAGCAAAAUAAGAGCCCCUUGGUGCACCUUGGUAAGCUGCUCUGUCAUGCCUCUCUGGCAACACUUUCAUGGGCGGUAAGAUGCUGCCCUCAGCGCAUGCAGUUACCAAAACCGUCACCUGUCCUUUUGUCUAAUUCUUGAAUUGUUGAACUACCUUUUCUCCCUUUAGUGCCAGCACAUGAUCGUCCAAAUGCCCUCCUAGUGGAAACCCUGACUCAUCUGCAUUGAAAAUCCUUCCAGGUUUUUGUAGAAGGCUCUGGGCAUUGUUUUCAUUGAGGAAUCCCUUGAGGUCUACGAACAAUCUGUGAAUUAAUGGGGGGGGGUGCCCCUGGGAGAUCAUCCUCGUCCCACGACAUACUUGGCAUGAUGGAUUCAGUCAUUUUGCCCCCGCCCCCCUCCCAACCACAAAAUUUAUGUGCAUGCUUAUGAAUUAUUUUUCACAAAUAUAUUUUACAUCGUGGUUUAAGCAUUUAUUGCACUUCAUCGCUACUGUUCCCUUUAUUACUUGCAGUGUGUACUUGGUGGAAUCUCAAGAGGAAGUCAUUGUCUUUGGAUUGCAAAGGUCUGCAAUUUCCUUUGAGAUUACCAAAGAAAUAUAAUCCAGCUAUUUCUUUCCUCCGACCUUAGAAUUGAUGUGCAUGCUUAUAAUUUAUUUUCACAGAACCUUUUUACAUUGUGAUAUAUAAGCCUUAAUUGCACUUAAUGGCCUCUGUUCCAUUAUAUGCAGUGCACACUUGCUUGAAUCUAGAAAGGAAGUCAUGGUCUUUGUUUUCUCAGCAUCUUUUUUUUUCCAGUAUGGCUUUCUUCAUUCUCACUUCAUUCAUUCGUUCUAGCUUCUCUUUCACUCUCAUCUCGCGAUCUAUUUUUUCUUGUUGCCGUCUUUGUCUCUGUGCAGUUUGCAUUUCCUGCUGUAUUUCCUUUUCCAUCCUCUUUUGAUCACGCUCCUCCUUUCUCUGUUUUUUUUUCCUUUUCUUUUCCUUCUCCUCCUGAUAUUUCAUGAAGGCUUCAACCGAAAUUGGUAAUUUCUGCUUCCUCCUCCUUUGGUUAUAAACCUUGAUUUGGAGUAAACAAGGCAUUUUUCAAGAGAUGGAGAGAUGAAUGCCUCGUUUAGAGGUCUCUUAUGACAUGGAGUGAUGCCAUGGAUCUCUGUAGGAUCCAUGGCAUUGUCUUCUCCAUGUCCAAGAUGAGCAGAAGAUGAUGAUGGAAUGUCAUCUUCUGGCUAAUCUGGUUGAUGUGACCUCAUGACAUCACUCUCCGGAAUGAACGCGUCAUUCUUGAGGGGUACUAUUAGUAUCGACGAAGUGGUAUAAUUCUGCUGUUGUAAGUAAGGCACAAUUAUACCGCUUCGUGAACGGGAAAAUCCCUGCAACUCUAAAUCCCGACGCAGCAGUGCUUGGCUUUCGGAGAAUUUCUAGCCAAGUGUCAGCGAAAACUCUCGAAAAUGUUGUUUUCGUGACGUAAUCGCUAGGGUUGCAAAAACGGAACAGCUGCUCGGCCCUGUUCCAGGAUGACUUCAGGGGUCUUAAGACCGACACAUCACAUGGUUAGAGUAUAUGCGUUGCAUUGGGAGGGAAUCUAUAUAGGAGCAUACCUUUCCCUUCACAUCGCAACCUCCAACGUCUGAUGUUUAGAGAGACCAUCCACAAGCAAGAGGGCAGGGAAGGGCACUUUCUUUUGAGCCAAAGAUGGCUGGAAUAAGUUAGCAAUAUAGCUAUAAAAAGCCUUUGCUGUCCAUCCAGCUGUUUUUGGUUUGAGCAAAGUAAGAGCCCCUUGGCGCACUUUGGUAAGCUGCUCCGUCAUGCCUCCCUGGCAACUCUAUCAUGGGUGGUAAGAGUGUCACCUGUCCUUUUGUUGAAUUCUUGAACUGCUGGACUACCUUUUCUCCCUUCAGUGCCAGCACAUAAUCGUCCAAACGCCCACCUAGUGGAAACCCUGACUCGUCUGCCUUGAAAAUCCUUCCAGAUUCUUGUAGAAUGCUCUGGGCAUUGUUUUCAUUGAGGAAUUCCUCGAGGUCUUCAAACCAUUUGUGAAUUAAUGGGGGGAUAAAAUAUUUCAUUUUAUGGAUGUACAUGUAGGUAUUUGUUUUAUCUUGGUAAAUGCAAUUAAAUAUGGUGCUUAUGUGUAGAUUAUGUGCACCUUUGCUCCAACUAGAUAUGCUACUGACAAGUUAUGUCAUAUACACUUAAUAGUUUUUCUUUCAAUAUGCAUUCUCAUAUACUAUCAUUUUCUUGAAUAAUUUUCCCCCUUAUUCUCUCAUUCACAUGACUGAAGUACAAUUUAAAAAAAUAUAUAUAAUCUGCAUUAUUUAACAAAUAAGUCCAUGAAUUUUUCCUGUAAUAGUAAUAUCAACUUCUCAUAUAUUCUUUCCAAUCACUGCACAGGACACAUCCUUUCUGGUAACACACCAGUAAACAAAUAAUGAAAGACACAAUGAAGUGUUUGUUAUUUUUCAACUUUAUUAUCUAAAAAAAUAACCAUUAAAAAACAAUAAGAUUGCAAUUAAAAAAAAAGGUGAUCAUCAUACAGUCUCUUACAUCCAAAGGGCUGGCUUUACUUGGUUACAUCAUAGCUCCUGGAAGCCACGGUAGACUUCUGAUGGGAAGGUAUCCCUGAUCACUCUCACGGCGCACGAUGGAAGGGGGACCCUUACUGCUCGUCCCAGGAAACCCCAGCACCAGCGGGCAAGUUGACGAUAAGCCACAUGAUGGUUCUUCCUGCAAGUAGAGUGGAAAAAAAAUGUCAUCUCAACAGAGUGAAUGAAUAAGGCUCCAGCUGCGUAGUUUUGUUAAAUGGAAACUACGUAAAAAUUGGGGAGGUUAUUUAUUCAACUGAAUUUUUUUGAUAGUUCUUGAAUCAAUCAAAUCAAUCCAAGUACCCAUAAUCCUUUCCAAUUUCCCUAAAAAGUAAUCGUGUCCUAAAUUAAACAAAACAAACUAGUCCUAAAAAAAUGUGUUUUUUUUAAUUUCAUUUCCUUUACUGCUCUGAUUCACAUUAUUGCAUAUUUCAUGAACAUAUACAUGUACAUACUCAUUCUCUGUCGCAUCAUUGCGACCUCCUCCUCCUCCAUACUGCUGCCGGUAGUGGUAAUAGGCCGUCUCCAGGACCCAGGGGUUGAGACAAACCCCCUCAAAUCCUGGAUGGUUUGUGAUGCAAUCAAGUUCACCACCGUUGAAAGAAUCCAUCUUCUGGACAACCUCUGCGAUCUCUUUGCAGCACACACACUCGCGGACGAUGGGCAUUGGUGCACAGUCCCCACUGCAUGAACACCUGUAAAUAUACAAAUUAAGAGACAGUUGCAAACAAAUUCAUUGCUUUUCUCUUCUCUUUCUUCUUCUCUUCCUUUUCUUUUUUAAUUACCAUAUUUGGAUUUAAAGUCCAGGAAGAGAAUCUCAAUAUUAAAUUCAGGGCUUUAAAUUUAAUGGACGCUAGAAACCUUAGGCUUAGCCUUAGUUAGAGAUGAUUGAAUGAAAGGCAUAAGGAAAAUAAGCAAUCAUUUCAGCCAUCAGUAAAUUCGUUCUAUAUUUUCUGACUUAAAUAAAAUUCAGCGGUGAUUUUCACAAGAGACCAGCUCUAUUGCAACAUUUUUUGUUGUGCAAUAACAAAUGUGUGCAUAAACAUGUGGACACUCUGAUCAUGACGCAAAUCACCUUCUACCGGCAUAGCCUUCGGCUGCGGAGCCCAUUUUUCCCCGGGUCUGAAUCGUCCCGCGAACGGCAAAGUUAGUUGAACGCUUGCCGAAUUUUACGGCCAAGCUUUACAGCCUUCGCUCUGCCGUAGCCAUAGGCUGGCCGGGAAAGAAGGCGGCGAGUUGCGGUCAAAUUUUUGAAAUUAUUCCGAUGUAAAAUGAACCGAGAAAUACCGUGGCAAACAAAAAGUAAGCAAAUAUAAGUAUUGGAAAGCAUGAAAGUUCAGAAUUGACGUACCAGAAAUUGUUUUCAAGUCUCUCUUGACGUAGGUUGUCGACUACAACUUCUUCUUCCACCUCAUCUGAUCCUGCCUCCGGCUCGAAUCUGUAAGGUACAAUCCCCUCAAUUUUAUCGUCUAAACUGCUACCAGAAUCUGAUGAGUCAGUAAACGAGUACUCAGACCCUUAAUCAACGUCUGAAGAAUCCGAUGAUGGCAUGAUGUCUCAAAAAUACCAAAAAAAUUGAAGCAAUUGGAUGAAAUAUUCGUCGAAACAAAGUUGAGUAGCAAGCGAGCGUGUACGAAAUAAAGCUGAAUAAUGAACCCGGAAGUUGGGCAAACGCGAUCGAUCGUUCUUCAGGUGACGUCACAAUGAUUGACAGCUCGAUUUGCCGAUUUUUCUCAAAAAUAAAGUGGGCGUUCCUGUUGAAGUUCAUUUUCAAGGAAUUACUCGAAACCUGUAAGCCGAGCGAGGAAAACGAUGACAGAUUCGUGUUUUGCACGAAAAACUACUGAAAAUGCUUACUUCUAAAAUGAAUGAUUUCUGUGUCAUGGAACCUUUAAAACCCUUUUUGAGAUUUCUCUGUUCGAGUGAUGGAUGGCUCUUGCUAGAAAUGAAUACAGAUAAUUAUAUAGCUAUAAGAACAAAAUAUUCCAGCAUAUUAUAGACUAGAUUUUUUAAAAGUCAAAUGCAGCCUACACACACAAUUCUGUGUAAAUGAUUCACAAUCUCUACCGGCUAUUUUUUUUUUCAUGGGCUUUCCAAAACCAACUUCCUAAAUCUCCAACAGUGGACAAUCUUUUACUACUGUUGUACAUAUGGAUUUGUUGGCGCUAUUUUCCCGAUUGGUGUAACCCUUAAUCUCUGUCGUUUUCCUUAAAGAAGAGGAAGUUCUGGCUACCUGUUCUACAUGUAUGGUGUCUCACUGAACCCUUUGUAAACAUUGCUAGGGAACGCUUGGGGAGGAUCGCUCGCGCCAUCGCAAGGACCGGGAGUCUUGAUCUUUCUAUUUCUAUAGGGACUUCCUCACUGGUAGACUCCAUACCUAAAGGAAUUCAAAGGAAAAAAACAUUUAAAUAUAAUUACUUUCCACAAGACAAACAACAAAUAACAGAGCAAAAGUGAUAUGCGGUGUAUCAUGGUAUAAUAUCAAAAGAUAAUCCAGAACCAAGUCAUAAUGUAAAUUCCAGGCCAAUGUAACGACCACCAUAUCUUCAAAAGUUAUAUAAAACCUGAAUCAUUUCACUCGUCAGUGAGCUCUGCAUGACUCUUUGUAAUGAACAGUAAGCAAUACAGAUACGAUCCAUCUAUUCAAAUCUCCAUUAUAGCUAGAGAAGCAUAACAUCUUUUAUUUGCGCAUUUUGUAAUGACGUAACAACAGACCGAACUCGCACUGCAUGAGCAUGUUUUGCAUGAAUUUCAUAUGAAAAAAAAAAAUCAUUUUUUAGGUGUCAUAUAAACAAAAUAAUGAAUGUUUUUUCAUUCGUGCAAUGGACAGAAUACUUCAUUCGGUGAAAGAUGAAAUAAUGAUCCAUUCAACUCGGCUACGCCUCGUUAAAUGGAUCAUUUCAUCUUUCACCUCAUGAAGUCUUCUGUCCAUCGCACUCAUAAACAUUCAUUAUUUGUAUAGCACUCUACAAUACUGAAUGCAUUGACCUACUUCCUGAGUUUGAGGAACCCGGGCUAAAACAUUAUUUUGUCUGCGCUAGCAUGUAUUCCACAGCCACGACUUCUCAACUGCCUUGAACCAAUUCAUCUGCACAUGCGGGAACAUGAAUAUCAACCAUCCAUCCAGGGUGCAGGUCAGAACAAUGGACGUGGCAGUCCUAAGAGGCGAAUGGGCGCCUUCACCUCGAACCCAAUAUAGAGUUAAUUACUUAAGCUUAUAAAACACCCCUUGUAAAACAAUUCCGUCAAAGAAGAUGCCCAUCUCAGUGUGCCUCACCUUUACUUUUUGAUAUACUCAAUUUUUGUCUAAAAUGUGGUGGUUCCAAUCUUCUUCUUUUUUCAUUUUCUCUUUUUCAAUGUUUACCAUGACUGCAUGACUCCUACUUUGUUGAGCAAGACAGGAAGGUAUCGAGUCCCUCGCCACAACUUUAUACCCAGUAUACUUACUCAUACACGUACAAUGUAACAUGAUAUGAUAUAAUAAGUACAAAUACAUGAUUGACAGAAUCAGUAAUACAGUUUCCUGACAAUAAUCAACAUUACAAUAUACGAUCACCUAGUAUGGGACAACAAAUAAAUUAAGGGGGGAGGUAGGAAACUGUUGCAUUGAGUGGCUUAAAAAGGAUCAUAUCCUAUCAUUCUAUUUAUGUAAAUUCCCAAGGGCUUCGCGAAAAUGAAGUAGCAGAUUGUUGAAAAGACGCACCCAAGUCGGGGGUAGCAGGGUGGGUCUUUACAUUGACAAGUGCAUUAUGCAACAAAGAUCCUGAUUGGCUAUUAUCGAUUAGCACAUUUAUCAAAAUUCAUAAUGUUAUAUGGCACAGAUCUGCACAAAAUCUAUUUUAAGAAAAAGAAUAAUUGUAUGAGUCUGUUUGCCUUUAAUUUCAUUAUUUAUUUCUUGAAGGCCAUAAUUAUUUUGUUGGGUACAUUGUAACGUGACAUAUUAAAACAUACAUCAUUUCAUGUCAUUAAUUUAGAUCAGAGUCUGUGAUAUACAUGUACAUGUAAAAGCUUACAUUAGUUAAAAUUUUGAUUCAAUUAUUUGAAAGUAUAUCUUUCUGAUCUUCAAAUUUAUGACUGUACGAAGAUCCAUUUGUACUUACCAUGUGAAGAUGUAAAGUUGAGGCUCUGAAGACUCUGGCACCUGUAGUUGGGUGACAUUAUGAUCAAAUGAAGGAAAUGGAUCACAGCACAGGCUCUUGUAUUUUUUCAUGAGGGCAUCAGUAUCUACAUGUUUAAAUUUCUUAGCUUGGUUAAGUAGAGACCGCAGCUGGGCAUGAGUGAAUCUACAUGAUAGCUUUUCUCCAACAAGCUUGAUUGUUUUUCCAACUGAAUUGUCAUUAUUGGUGUAAAGAAGUAGCAAGUGUCCAUUCUUCAGAUCUGUCAAUUGUUCAGGGAAGACUUCAAAAUUGUCAGUCAGGUAUUGAUGAAUCUUGCCCAUUUUCUCGGGCAUUGCCCGUUUAUGUUUCUUAGCUGGUCGCGGCAUUUUUUUCCAGCAAGUACCUGAAAGAAAGAAAGAAGAAAGAAGGCUUUUUUUGGGGGGGUAGCUUGAUCAUGAUGUGUGUAAUUCACAUCAUAAUAAAGCCCCCCCCCCCAAAAAAAAGAAGAAAAUCUGGGCCUAUAAUUAAAGCGACCAGAAACUGGCGAACACUGGUUGACGCCAUCUACGUCUUCCUCCAUUCACUCAUACAUAACAUUUUUCGACACACGCCAUGUGCUAGUCCGACGCACUCUGUGGCAUCCUUUUGGCAAAAGCUGUAGAUGGCGUCAACCAGUGUUUACCAGUUUCUGGUCGCUUUAACAGAUGUUUUUAUUGUACAAAAUUUUGAUGUCAGUUUCUACUCUGAUAUACAUGUAUAUCAGUAACAAAAAUAAAAUCUUUGUAAUUUACAUUCUAAACUUCAGCACUCAUUGCAGUUGGAAUUGAUGUUGUCAUGAGAGUGACCCCAUGCUCAUACCGAUCCAUCAAUGGAGAGCUGGGGCUGAUGUGCACAUGUAAAAAGCUUCCAGGGAAUUCUGGAAACUUUGAGUGAUUCCUCCCUGGACGCAAUUCAAAGAUCCUCUCUUGGUGAAGUUCCUGUGCAAGAGAAGAUACAUCUUCCUUGCCGAUGUGUUGGCGCUUGGAAGGUUUCCUAAAUUCUAGUUGUUAUGUCUACAUUAGCGAGAACUUCAUGCACUGCCUGUGCAAUGUGGCUGAUUCUGUCCAUGCUUUUCUGAGACACCUUGCUAUGGAGUCCUCUAUGAUGCUCCUUAAACACCCUAUUGUGAUGCUUCAUCGUCCAGUCAAGUUCUACAUUAGUGUUUUGUAGGCCUUUGGUAUUUAUGGAGCAGUUCCAGAUUAGCUCAUAACAUAAUCUAGGGGUCAGAAAGCACUUCACCUUUGGCAGAAGUUGCAAGAUCUGAUGUGCAUAUUUGAGCUUGUUGCCUGUCUUAUGCAGCAAAAGCUGCUUUUAGGGUUGAAUGAUGCGCUCUCCAUCAGCCAUCUGUUUGGCGUCAGUGACGUCGAGGGCUAAUUUCCAUCCUAGUGCACACUUGGAAUAAUUGACGACCCCAUCGUGCAUGCUUGAAGCGGUAGUACUCUGUCAUCAGGCACUCCUUGAUGCAUUUUCUUCUCAUGGUUGAGAAGGCCUUUCCUUGUCUGGUAUCUCUUGCCACACUUCUUGCAGAGGAAUGCCAUCUCAAAAUUCGUCAACCUCUGCCAAUACUUUUAAAAGAAAAUCAGGAUCAUCAUUAUUUGGGGUGUAGAUAUUUACAAUUGAAAAUGGAAGCUCAUUAAAGAUACCAUUCAGUAUGAAAAAUCUACCACUUUUGUCUUGUGACAAAGCAUUAAUUUUAACUAAAAGAGUUCUUAACAGGAAUAGCGACUCCUAUUAGAGGAGUACCUUGUAAAAUAACUUAAAUCUUCCCACUGAGACUUCCACAAGUUCUUGGGCAUCCAUCUUGCCCUUAAACUUUCUAGGACUUUCUUUGAAAAAUCAUCAGACACAGACAAAUUCCUCUCCUCAUAUUUUGAUGCCUUGAUCUUCCCAAUACAGCCCUGUAGCACCUUUUCCUUUGUCAUGAAAGAAGCUAGUACUAUAUGAACCAUUCUUGGACUGGCCUUCAAAUCUUUGGGACUUGCUGUUGUUGUUGACAUCUCUCAAUGCACAGAUCAUUAGCAGGGAAACCAACAAAAUCUUUGAGGACCUCUCUCAGAACCAAAAGAGUAGGGUGGGGACAUUUGCUCUCUCCGGGACUCUGUAGAAAAAAAAAUGUACUACAAACAAUACAAAAACCCAACUUCAGAAGUAGCAGCCAGAAUAGAAAGUACAUUUACAGAUGCCUUAAGAAUUUAUCAUCGUAACCGUAUGCCUGUAAUUCAUAUUUUCAUUUUUGGAUUGUCUUAAAUGUUUUUUGUGUCAAGUCAGUUUGUCUUGGGAAUUUAUUACAUUGUUCCUUAUGCUGAAACUCUGUUCCACCCGAAGUCCUCUGCCUGCAUAUUAUUAGACUGUGAUGGAAGAUUACCAAUCAUUCUUUCCAUAAUGUUCGUUUGUCUUUCCAUCAUAGCCAUCAUAACCAUCUUGAACUCUCCAGCCUCUCUCCUCUUGUCUUCGACAGUCAUCCUUCUUUGCCAGUCUUUCUCCAUGAGCGCCUCAUCUGCUUUCCUCUGCUUUUCCUCCAGCGCUUGAAUAUCUUUCUUCAUAUUUCUUUAUAUGAUGUUUCUAAGGCAGCAUGAUGCUUUGAUUAAACUUGUGAGAAAAUUAUUAACUCAAAUCUAUUUUCCCAAGCAUAAAAUUGAUGACAAUACAACUAAUAGAAAAUCCACUACAUACAAAAUGCAAGAUAUGAUACAAAGUUAACCUAACUUCAGAGGUAGCAGCCAGAAUAGAAAGUACAUUUACAGAUGCCUUAAGAAUUUAUUAUCGUAACCGUUUGCCUGUAAUUCAUAUUUUCCUUUUUGGAUUGUCUUGAAUGUCUGUUGUGUCAAGUCAGUUUGUCUUAGGAUUUAUUACAUUGUUCCUUAUGCUGAAACUCUGUUCCACCCGAGGUCCUCUGCCUGCAUAUUAUUAGACUGUGACGGAAGAUUACCAAUCAUUCUUUCCAUAAUGUUUGUCAUUCCAUCAUAACCAUCUUGAACUCUCCGGACGGAAAAAGGGUGCGAAAGGGCUUGCCCCAAGCCACAAACAACGUGCGGGUCCAGGGAGCUUAACUGCAUCGGAUGUCCCCCAGGAGGGGGAUCCAUAACUACAGUGAGUCUGCGCCAGGUUUGUAGUGGCGCAGAAGCUGUCUCUGGAAUGGCCUCAUGUGAAGUCGGCAACCCAAAAGGAUGUCAAUUAGGCUGGCCAUGAAGCCCAGCAGUCGCAACCAGGUAUGGGCCUUCACGUAGCGAGUGAGAGAAGUGAUUGACUGAACCCUGUCGGCACUGGGCUGGGCAAUCUGGUUGGGGAUGUCCAAUUCUGAGCCCAAAUAAGUGGGAAUGCAGGUCGGAGUAAGAUCUGACUUCUCCCAGUUUACAACAAACCCUAACUCCUGGGUUACCCGGAGGAGUAGGGAGAUGUGAGAGAGGAGUUUUGCCUCGGAGUCGGUGACAAGCAGCCAAUCGUAAAGUAGACGAAUAGUCUUUUUUCAAGGCAGGACAAUUCUUUCAAAUGGUGUUCCACCAAUGAUCAAGUUUCGCACUCUCCCGAAACUGUGUCCUUUCACCUGUCCAGGUGGAAUGUAGAGUUUGAAAUGCUUGUUCCUUCGAUAUUUGUAUAUAAGUGCUGCUGUGUUUACGUUGACUGGCAGACUUACCAGCUCCUUCGACUCAUGCCUUGCAGAAAUGAAAUGGUUGAUUCUGCAAAGCAGGAAACUCCACCCUCAGAAGCUCUUUAAAGCUGUCAGCACCCAAGUUUUCAUAAGAACAUGGCUCUUGUAUCGCAAUUGACCUAGAAAAAGAGGGAGAAGUAAAAUUCUGAGAUAUCAGUAUUUUGGGGCCGGAAGUAAGCCCUGGCGGGUUAGAUUUUAAUAUCUUACAUAUAGGGGGAAUAUUUUAUAUCAAGGGGCCUCAUUAGUUAAACACCAAUAUCUAUCGUCCCAUUGAUCUCAUUUAAUUCUCAUCUCUUUUAAAUUGCGCAUUAUUUUCUCACACUGUAUAUGAAGUACCAUACAGUACCGUCCAAGAGUUAAGAUAAUAAAAAGCUCUCCUAGAACUUUUAAGGAGAGCGGUAGAGGAUCACUGCUUGCGCCUGACAAGUGGCCGGCGAAGCUCCUGUCUUCCGGCCGGAGGAGGACGAAACUAUGGAGCUUCGCCCCGUACGCGCGAGCCACAACCACCCAAAUGUGUCGGGAUAGACUUCGGUACGGUAGCCUAGAUAUAAAAUUAAAAUAAGUCUAGAAUCCACUUCAAAACCGUAUUUAAAUCAUGGUAAUAUUAGUAGUAGUGCGAAAAUACCAUUAAACGAAAAUUGAGAGAAUAACAAGCUUACCUUUCCCCCAAAAUGCCUGCUCACAUUGUGUUUCGUAAUAAAGGUCGUUCCAUGGAUGUACGUACUCGCUGCCUUCUCUGCCACUCCACGUAUUCAAGGAUCACACUUUAUUUUUGCUCCCUGUCUUCUGAAUGUCUCGCACCAGAUUUUAGUCGCAUAUGUGAUACCCUCUGCAGUUGUUUCCGUCUCGAACCCAACCCCGAACCCCCAGCUCUUGACAGUCAAGAUUGUCACUUUGGAUUUACUGUUACUCAUUUUGUUUUUCUUUUCGUUUUCUUUCAAAUCAAAUGUGCUAAUCUUCAAAGUCCAUUCCACUAGAUCGGGGUUGCCUAGCACCUAGCCUCGGAUCGGAUCGCUCACUAGCCAGCCACGCGCAGCUCAGCGAUCGCGAGGCGCGCUAUUAAUCGCGCUACCUAAAAUGGAUUAAGGCGCGCAUGUAGCGCGCGAUCGCUCUCGCGCGCCUUAAAAUUGAGUCCCUGGACCUACUAGUACCAUGCUGCAGUGUUAGGAGAAAGCACCACUUCCAGCUCAUCAGUGCUCCUUGUAACCAGAUCCUCAAUGACAGUAUUCUGACUAUUAUCCCUUUUGAUAAAAUGACUGCGUUCAAAACGUGCAGCAACUUGCUUGUGGAGAGAGACAAGUUUCUUUUCUGUUUUCCCCUUCUCUUUAUGGAGUUUUUGGGUACGAAUCUUCAGUUGCGCACGAGACAAGUAAGAUAGCUUUGUUGAAGAAGACGGUGAUGUUGUAUCUUCGUCCUUCUGCUUUUUGUCCCUCCAAGACAUGAGAUCUCCUCUGCCGACUGAACAAACAGAGCAUCUGUCCUUCCCUUCUUCCACCAACUUACAGUGUUUGAGCCGAACAGAUUUCUUGUAAAAGGAACAAAUGAAAAAUGUUGUUGAGGGUAUUCCAAUGCUGCUCCUGUCUACCAUAAACUCAACAAAGUCUGGGUUACCACUACAUAUUUUGAUGGCUCCAGCAGUCAUCACUAAAUCUUUUGCUGAAUCUUUGUCAAGAAUUGCGGGUAAGUGCCCAAGGAUGGGGUGAUCCUGUUUCAAUUCUUUGCCAACUAUCGAAACAUGCCACGUUGCCUCGUUGUAGAUAGUUACACAUUUGGGUAUGGUGGUGACAUCUUUGUCUUGAACAGAUAUACUAAUGAAUAAUGUUCUAUCUGCCUGCCUGCUCAUACACAUUCCCACAAAAGAAAGAUGCUCCGCACAUGAUGAGGUGAUGUCAUCGAUGUUAGCAGUGUUCACAUGUUGACAUAUGCUGUAUUCUGCACAAAAUUAAAGACAGGAAUAUUGACAUCAAUAAUAUUCUUCUGUGCCUUUGUCUUUCGGAACCUAUCGAGUUUCCGCUCACAUGAUUUACAUAUGAAUGGAGGAUGGACCAUGCAGUCAUCUGCUUCCACGUCAAUCUGCAAUGCUGCCGAAAUAAACCUGCUGAAUUUCUCCUUCUUAUACGGAAGUCUAUCUGCAAGCAUAGCAUUCUGCUUGCCACACAAUAUACAGAAUGCUUUCAGACCUUCUUUAUGCUGUGCCGCCAUUGUUGGCAAUCCCUCCUCUUGGUAGGUCCAUGGUAUAUUGAAAACUGUAUUCAAAGAAAAGAAAAAAAAGAGAGGUUAAAAAAAUUAGCAUCAACAAAUUUGAUACGGUUUUCAGUGCCUUAGGUGGUACUAUUCCCUGAAUAACAGCCAUUUGAUCAUUUCCAUUGACCAUAAUAAUAAUAAACAUUAAUUUGUAUAGUGCAGCUUUUAUAUGGAUAUAUUCAGCUGCACUUGUUCAGAGCUCUUUUUACUUUUGUCUACGCAGCAUAACAUUACUCACUUCAAUUCUCGCUACCCCAAAUAGGAACAAAAAUCUCAUAAUGCGCGAGACGAGAUAAUUUUCACUUCGUCGGGUCGUCAUCACCACUUCCGGUUCAGAGUUAUGCUCGCGCGAGGUUCGCGAUACUGAGUUUUCCACCACGCUGAAAUCGAUGCCAAUCAGCGUAAUAUGUACAGAUUAUAAUACUUUUUAUCUAAUUUGGUCAGUUAUGAUUCCAUUUGAAUUAUAAAUAGAAAUAAAAAAUAUAUUUCACAUGAAAAUGUGAAAGAGAGGGUUGUGAUCACGAACUUUCCGAGCGAAAGCGACGUUGUGUUGUUGUGCAUGAUCUGAAUGGCAAAACAGUGCAUCGGACUUCCGAUCAGGAAGUUGUAAUACCGAAAAGCUAUCCCAUAAUGCAAUGCGCGUUACAGGGAUUUUCCCGGAUCUCGGCGAAAUCGCUAUUUGGGGUAGCGAGAAUUGGCAACGCAGUGAAAACAACAAAAAUCACUGUUUAAAAAGGCAAAUUGGCCAUGGCAACCUUUCGUUGUAAUUCUGCCAUAAAUUAUUUCUUAUCAUCUCAAGUUAUAACUUAUACCCAUCCAUAUUUUUUCAAAGUAUGAAAGUUAUUAGAAAAUUAGGAUUGUUGCCAAUUCGAGGAGCAAAAUUAAAUCAAAUUUUACCACUAUACAGCUGCGAACCUCUAUACUCUAAUGGAAAAUUUCAUUACGCGGUAAUUUUGUAUAUUUUUACUGAACAUACAUACAUGUAGAAUAGAGAGUCAGAGACACAGCGAAGAAUAGAUACACAUUUUUAAAAGCUUAAACAAAAUACAGUCAGCCUUUUUCGACACAAUAAUUUAUUUCUCCUGGGCAUGGUGGAUCUGCCUGGUGCAAACGGGUGUCAUCUGCACACGGAGUUUGCCUGUUGAAAUGACAGAAACGUUUUUUUUCUAUGGCAGGAUUUCCAUUUGAAAUGUGAAAAGUAUAACAUUAAAGAACCAGUGUGCAAAAGAGCUAAUUUGAUCUAGAGUCUAUUCCACAAAAAAUUAAUACAUGUACCAUCUUAACAAUCUCAAAGCGAUGUAAAUGUAGCUGUCACUUCUUGUAGAUUCUAGAAUUAGGAAAAGUGUAAUUUUUCCCCCUCUAAAUUGGACGCAAAACAGUGAAUAUUUGACUUAUAAUAUAAUAAGAAAUUCAUGUUACAUGUACGUCACAAAUGUAUGUUACACUGAUUACACCAGGUCCUUUGGAGAGUUGGACCUUAAGCCGUCUGUCCCCUGGUUGCUUGCUUUCUUUCAUGCUUUUUAGCAGUCCGGUUUAAAUAAAUCACCACCAGGCACCGGUGGCAGUCAUCAUUGUCAUCGACAUCAGCAUCAUCAUGUAAUGUAACAUUAGAUCUAGUCUAACAUCAGAUGAUCUAAUGUAACGUUAGAUCUCUUAGAUCUUAGUACUAUAGACUCUAGAAUCAUGUGUGUAGAUGGGCUUAGAUGAUUAGAUCUAAACCGAGAUUUACACUUCAUUUUAAUCAAAUUUUAAUCACGUUUGACAAGUGACCCACCAUUUCCGGGGGUCGAGGGGUGCGUCAUACAAUUGAUAGGUGCAUUACCUUAUCAUCAUAGGCAUAUGAUUUCACAAUGAUAUGGCGUGGUUUAUCUCCCCUUUUUCCUGCCCUGGUGGCUUUCUCCACCUUGACUGCCAAAUGGAAUUUCAUUGUCAGCACAUCCUCAACGAUUUUCACACAAUCCUCUUCACGUUUGGCUUCCUCAACUCCUACAACUCGAAAGUUAUUUCUUCGUAAAAGAUGCUCUGCCUUGUUAAUCUCUAGAUCGAUCCUUCUGAACUUGGGUUUCAUAUGUUUUUUCCAUCUUCUCCAAGCGACUCUCUAGUUCUGCAUUUUUCUUUUCUAAGUCAUUAAUGCGAAGUCCCUCAAACUCAAGGGCCCUCUCCACUCUCUUGACACUGCCAACUAAGCGCUUCACCGCCUUCUCCAUCAUCUUCUCAAAGUUACUGGUUGCCUCUUUAAGAAGGCCUGCUAGUUCCUUCCCAGAAGAGGGGAGUGCGCCUGCAUUUCCAGCAGGCUGAGGAGGGACCUCCACGCCUGCAGGAACGGUAGUAUUGUCCUCUAGUUCAUCGUGCAACAGUUUGUAGUUUGAGCGUGUUUUCCUUGAGAUAUUUUUGUCAUUUUUCUUUUCAAUUCCGGCACUCAAUGAUCCUUUUUUUUUCAAACUGUCCCAGUUGUGCUGGCCAUUCAAAGAACAGUCUGGAUUUAUGCACAUUGGAGAACCUUGGCAUGCAGCAGUUCUCCGAAUCCCUUCAAAAUCUUUACAGGAUCCUUAGUAGAUUUUUUACCUUCCUUGCAACUCCUGUAUGCUUUCAUGUGUGCAUGACCACAAAUUCUUCUGGACAUAUUGACGUUACGGUUACCACUUCUUGUUUGCACACCGGAGUUAGAUUCUGUUUUUUUUCAAACUGUCCCGGUUGUGCUGGCCAUUCAAAGAACAGUCUGGAUUUAUGCACAUUGGAGAACCUUGGCAUGCAGCAGUUCUCUGAAUUCCUUCAAAAUCUUUGUGUGAACUGGUAACCCACGUCCACCAUGGUCUCCCAUCUUUAGACACCGUCAUCAUACUUUCUUUAUCGCAAGGUAACCAAAAUUUGCAUUGGCCAUCUACAACAAAAGGAAUGGCUGAUUGCUCUACAUAAUCAUCCCUGCUGGUUGGGUGUAAGAAUACCUCGAAGGUGUCCCACUCCAGUGUCAUUUUCAUGCCAAUUGUCAUCCAUGUUAUCUAUUUCUCGUUCUGAUUCAUUUCCUUUCUAGUGUUCAAAUGGCUGGAAAGAUCUCCCAUGUAAAUGCAAUUCCCAGUGUUUUCUUUAUAAUGAGUGUUGCAAGGAUGCCGAAGACAUGUCUGCUGCUAGAACGCUGAAAACACAAGACAUUUAUCCUCACUAUCCAUACCUGAGAGGAUAGCUUGGGAAGAUGACUUUUCCCUGUAUCUCUCAUGUGUUAUUGUUUCUGGUGUUGAUUACAGCUAUAAUGGAGCCAAUAUUACCAUCUUUUCUCACUACCAGAUGAUUUCUAAGUGCCCCUCCUAUGUCCUUGCCCAUAGCAUAAUCCGUACCAAGUGUGAGAACCCCGCAGGAGCCCGACGAAGAAUUGUACACACCUGUUACUGUUGAAAGCAUUGGUCACUUUAGACAUUUUUAUUGUGCAUUGUGUCACAACAUUUAUACCAGUAUCAAGUGUUGGAGCUGGAAAAGGUACUGUGAUGUUGAUGAUGAUGGUAGCAGUAGUUCGAGUGGAAGCAGUAUUGAUUCAAAUGAAAAACAAACCCAAUACACAGAAAAGAACUGACUGGAAACUACUGCUCUAAACAACUUAGGCCGUCAGAGCCUUCCCAAAGACAUUUGAACUCAUAAGAGGAGGCACCGUCGAACUUUCUACCCUCAAAUGACAUUGACAGAAGAAAAUUAUCAUCUAUAAAACUAUAAUUUCCAUUGAUUUCAACAAAUGCAUUUUUUUCUCGAGAGGUUCAUAACCUCUAUCUUUUGACCGAAUGACAUUGAGAUCGGGAGGAAACUUCUCUAUUACGGCCUCUGCAACUGCGUAGCAUGCGAGCAUGGGUCGUCAUCCAUGAAGUGCUUGUAGCACAGGAAUACCUCAAAUAUGACCUCGUGUGUGCACCCAAAUUGCUUGCACUUUUCAACAUGAUGCUCUGGCCUGUCUCUUAGCACUUCCAAGAAUGCUGAUACAUUCAUCUGUCUCAUGCUUAAUGCUGUACAAAGCCUCUGCCACACAGUGUAUCACUCGGCAGGUUGUUGCCCUGCUUACUCCAUGGUUGUUGGUACUGCUGUCAAUAACAGACCCUGUGGCGAAAAAUCGCAGGGCGAUGAAAACCUGCAGGGCAGGUGGAAUUGCCCUGUUUCUCUUCGAUUUUGGCCGAAUGAUAUCUUCUAAUUUGCUGAUUAUUGCAAUGAUGCCAUCUCUCCUGACUCGAUGUUUUUUAAACAUCUCAUCAUGGUUAUACAUGUCUAGGAGGUUUGCUAUGUCCCUGAAAACUCUAGGGCGACCCCGGGGACGCUGCUCCUCCUCUUCGAUAAUACUAGCCAACAGUGCAGCCAUUUUUUUGAAAAUGGCCAAAUGCCAAUGAUGCCAUCUCUCCGGAAUCGAUGUUUUUUAAACAUCUCGUCAUCGUUAUACAUGUCUAGGAGGUUUGCUCUGUCCCUGAAAACUCUAGGGCGACCCCGGGGACGCUGCUCUUCGACUUUGAUAAUACUAGCCAACAGUGCAGCCAUUUUUUUGAAAAUGGCCAAAUGCCAAUGAUGCCAUCUCUCCGGAAUCGAUGUUUUUUAAACAUCUCGUCAUCGUUAUACAUGUCUAGGAGGUUUGCUCUGUCCCUGAAAACUCUAGGGCGACCCCGGGGACGCUGCUCUUCCUCUUCAAUAAUACUAGCCAACAGUGCAGCCAUUUUCUUUAAUAGUGAAACAGCUGUGUUUUUGCUAUGGCAAUAUUUGAUGCAGCUGUUUUUAUAUUUGCCGCAGAAACAAAGAUUUGACGCUGAAAAUGGGAGUUGCCACUGUGACAAAUGUUUUAUGAGACGGGCCUCUGGAAUGAAAACUGUCAUCCCCAUAAGGGUGGCAAUUAUUUCAAAACUUUUUCAAAAAUAUAUAGUCACCAUAGGGAUUUUCUCAUUUUUUUAAAUCCAUGAAAAUGCUUAAGUCAUUUAUGUACACAGUAUGGAAAAUUAUUUAAGAUUUAAUUACUGUAUAGAGAUUCUGUGACAGCUCGUACUAGGUCAACUCUCUUUCCCUUCUCUGUUAUCAAUCAUAUACAGGAAAACAGAAUGUAUUUACAUGUAGCAAUCUGAUAAGUGAUAUGCAGCAUGCCUGGAGGGAAGGGGGGGUGGGGGAUUACAUUUGAAUACUAAGAAUAUCCAGCAUAUUGCAGUGACCAAAAUACAGAGGGCCACUUAGCCCCCCCCCCAAAAAAAAAAAAGAAAAAAAAAAAAAAAGAAGGUUUAUACUAGUUUGAUGCAAAUAGAGUCAGAGUUCCCUCAGCACUUUUUCCUUUCUUUGCAAGGGUCUUCUCUGUCCUAUGCCCAAUAGAAAAUCAAGAUUCAUCAGCAUUAUAAUAGUGUUCCUAUCAGGAAUCAUUCGAUUUACAUCCUCAUACAAUUCAGACCCUGCUACUACUUGAGGAAGUCCCCAAGGAUUCAUAUUGCCCCCAGUUACCCUAAAUAAAACUGGAUGUACCACUGUGCCUGUUGUACGCAUAUCCAUUGGUCAAGAACAAGCAACAAGUAAUCUUGUAGAAGUCAUUGUCACGAAAUUCGAUUUACAUGCAGCAUAAUAUAUUUUCUUAAUUAGUUUCCAAGAAACAUGUGAAUGUAUGAGGUGCAAAUAAAGCUAAAGGAAUGCAAAGAAAGUAAGAAACCGACCAUUACACAGGUGAAAGCAAAAACAUAUUUGCUGAUUUGGUUUGAUUUCUCGAUCUUUGUUUCUUGCAAUCUCAAAAGUUGAUGGGAAGAUUUUGUUUUGUUUUAUUAUCAGUAACGAGUGUAAAAUCGGGGAGUUGUCUUGAUAGGCCAGUGGCUUUUCGCUAUUCCCUCACACCCCAUUCAUUACUUACGUAUGUUUCAUUGUUUUUUUUUUUUUUUUUUUUUACAAUUGUCAUUGUUGUUUGACUUUAUUGAAAUCUCAAUGUAUUGUAUCCUGUUUAUAAGAGAUGUGAAAUGAAUAAAAUAAAUUUGAAUAUUCCCAAUCUCACUGAGAAUAUGGGCCUUAUAAUAUAAGCACCAAAGAGUGCUAAUUGGGUUAGGCCUACAUGUACUUGUUUGCAUAAUUAUACUGCACAUGCUUGUAACUUUGAAAACCAAUAUGGUGUAAGUGGGUUUUUUGUUACUUAUUCAGUUGCAUGUGAAUGAGGAAAAUAAUUAUCAGGUAUUUUGAUUCCUAAACAAUUUCUCAUAAAAUGUAUAGGUAUUUUGGUGAUUGAGUUAAUCUGAAUACACCUUUUGUGACUGAGGGUUAUGUGUACUGGUGGUGUCUACACAACUACUUUUAUAUAUCAUAUAAAACUCAUUGCCUGCUAUGAUUCAAGGCAAUCUAUACUUGACUGUCAUUUUAAAUUUAUUUUGUGUACUUUUUUAAAAUCCAAACUGGAAAUAAAUGACAAAUCAGGAGAAGUUCA